Vespa velutina is the source of this 2674-nucleotide messenger RNA. Its product is annotated as broad-complex core protein isoforms 1/2/3/4/5. Gene Ontology annotation, biological process: regulation of transcription by RNA polymerase II. NCBI's taxonomy places the organism in Eukaryota, Metazoa, Arthropoda, Insecta, Hymenoptera, Vespidae. Gene Ontology annotation, molecular function: protein binding; DNA binding. Gene Ontology annotation, cellular component: nucleus. The transcript is spliced from 5 exons. The record is from RefSeq and is a predicted model, not a curated record. Bases 520 to 1626 code for a protein of 368 amino acids.
AGAGAGAGAGAGAGAAAGAGACAGACAGAAAGAGAGAGAGAGAGAGAAAGAAAGAGAGAGAUACUCCUUUCUAAAUUUCUUAAAAUUAUUUUGAUUAUUGUUCUGCGCAAUGAUGGAUGCGCACUGUACGUAUAUAAAAUUUAACGAGCUUUGUCGUUUUACUUUAAUGUAUCGAUCAAGUUGGACAUUUGUAAAAUUUUAUCAUUGUAUAAUCAUUAUGUUAGAUACGAAUGACGAAAGAAUAUUUUAUCCUUUGGAAAUAUUAUGCUUCAUCAAAAUUUUAGUAACUAUGCAUCGCGUGUAGGAAGUAGUUAGCGAUAAUGUCAAAAGGUGCGCUGGUGUUCCACUAAGCUACCCCCAGUCUUACUACCCCCACCCUUCCGUUUCAGCUCCCCUAGCUAGUGCAAAUCUCGACGGAUGAAUGUUUUCUUAAGGGAUUCUUCCCGAAACCGACGCGAAUUUAUAAGAGGAGUCAUCUGAGGCUUGUAAUUGCUUCCUUUACAGUAUAUUACCUUAAUCAUGGAAAGUGGAAGUAAUUUGCCUAGUCCAGGCAAUUAUCCAGGUGGGAAUCGGCAACAGUUUUGUGUAUCAUGGAAUUCUCACCAGUCAAACAUGCACAGUGCUUUUCCAAAGCUAUUGAGCUCAGAACAAUUCGUCGAUGUUACUUUAGCUUGUGAUGGUGGUUCUAUCAAAUGUCAUAAAGUGGUAUUAUCUGCCUGUAGCGAUUAUUUAGAACGCUUAUUGCUAGAAAUACCAUGUACUCAUCCUAUUAUUUUUCUGAGAGAUAUGAGAAUGUGGGAACUUCAAGCAUUGGUCGAGUUUAUGUACCGUGGUGAAGUAUACGUAGAACAACAACAGCUUGCAAAAUUGAUGCAAGCUGCAGAAGUCCUGCAGGUUCGUGGCUUAUCGACUCAGGGAAGUGAUAGCUCUUCAAUCGAGAGUAAUUCACAACAAUGUGAUUCUAAUCCACCUAUCACUCCAUCAACGCCAACUCAACAUGAUGUACCUCAUUUCAAAUCCGAUGACACUCACUCUAACGAUGAAGGCAGCUCAAGCUUUUUGGAGCCUACCUCAGUUGCUGGAUCUAGUACAGGAAAUGUUCCAUCUCAUAAUAAUACUCCAACUUCGCAAAAUCCAAACUCAUCCAAUUUUAUGGAACAUAGUGAAGCAUUACAACAUUUGGAAAAGGCUCUUAGUGCUUGCGAAGCUACUCUAACAGAAACUCAGGGGAUGGUUAAAAUGGAACCAGAUGAACAAUUUUCUCAACAGCAAGAUGUCAAGCCUUAUUCUAUCACUAUGGUACGAAAUAGUAACUGCAAUCCCAGCAGUCCAUUUCCUGCUAUAGAAGGUUAUCAAAGACGACAAAGACGUUCAGAAGAAGAACUUAAACAAGCUUCAGAUAUGGUUGCACGUGGCAUGACAUUUCAGGUGGCAUCAGAAAAAUAUAAUAUACCUAUCAGUACGAUUCGUUUCUAUAUGGUUAGGAAGGGAAUUUUACAAAGGCGAAAGCGUGGACGUGGUUCCAGCAAUCUUGGAGUGAACAGUCAACCAGAAAGUCCUGCAAGCCCACCAUUUCAUAUGAUAAACUACCGUUUGCCAGACAGCCUAAAUUCCAGCCUACCGUAGUGCUAUACCAAAAGUAUUACCGAGACAAAUAUCUAUUGGCAUGAUAGGCAGAGCGAUCGGGAAUUAUUAUUGUUUCCAAGACAACGCUACAUUUUGCGAGAAUUAUUGUUAUGACAACUGUUAUAUAGUCGCACGAUAAUAGUAAGCACAACGUACUCUAUUUUAUUUGUGAACAUGAUUUAGGAUUAAAAGAAAAAAAAAACGUAAAAGAAAAAAAGAAAAAAAAGGAAACGUACGAUUAAUCUGAAAGUUGGAAAAUUUAGAAGAAGAAGAAGAAGAAGAAGAAGAAGAAGAAUAAGAAGAAAAAGAAAAACAAAUUCGAUAGGAAGAUAUAAUACAAUUAAUAUUCUAUUAUACUUAGUUUAUAAAUUUGUUAUUAUAAACAAAAUUGAUUAAGACAAAAAUGUAGUAUAAUAAGUUGCACAAAACCACGAUGCGGUUAUUGCGCUUUCGGAUGAACAUCAAUGAGUCUUCGCAUGCCAUUUGGCGUUCUCAAAAUCGGAUUAAUGUCCGAUGUUUUAUACAGGAAUCGUUAUAGAAAAUCAUGGAGUUAUAGAGAAUUUAAUUUUUCGAAUCUAUAUAUAUAUAUAUAUAUAUAUAUAUAUAUAUAUAUAUGUAUAUACAUAUAUAUCUGAUAAGAUUAACGAAUCUAUUAUGAUUAGUUGUGUGAAGAAUCAUGUUUUAUCUAAAAUCUUACGCGGAACGAAUCAUAUACUUCGAUCAUGGGUUUAUCAGAGUCAACGUUUUCAUCGAAUUAUCAGUGAAAAGUUUUUUUGUAUUAGCUCAUAUAUAAAUCAUGUAAAAUAAUAUUCCGUUUUGUUGAUUUUCAAUGACAUAUCGUUAAACCUAAAAGACACGUACACUGUGUUUAAAACGCGUGCAAUAUUCAUUGAGAUAUCAUUGAAGGAUCAUUGAAGGAUCAUUGAAAGAUAAACGUGCGAUCGAUGUAUCAAUACGUAAAAUGAUUUGCGCUUAAUGGAUUCGAAAAGUUCAGGUUGCGCAAAAAAAAAAGAAAGAAAAAAAAAAGAAAAGAAAAAGAAAAUCAUGU